Molecule: messenger RNA, 888 nt
Organism: Nymphaea colorata (pocket water lily)
Lineage: Eukaryota; Viridiplantae; Streptophyta; Magnoliopsida; Nymphaeales; Nymphaeaceae
Product: formin-like protein 3
Exons: 1
Coding region: 1-888 (295 amino acids)
Source: RefSeq, a predicted model, not a curated record
AUGCCUAUGCUCUCUCCGAUAACAGGCGACACUUGCUCUUUUUUCGAUUGGCAUCGAGCUUCAGAAACUCUUCGACUCCCUUGGCCGCUUGGCCAUCCCCACCACGACUCCUUCCCGCCACAACCACUUCCUCUGCCGCCACCGCCACCAACCAUUAACGGACUCCCUCCGCCGCAAUGCCCACCGCCUUUACGCCACUACAUCGAACUUCCGCCACCACAACAAACGCACGCCUUUGUCGCACUUCCUCCGCCACAAACAUUUAAACAGCGAACACCUAUAAAAAACAGAGCCUCGCCACCUCCACCUGUCGCCGAGAACUGCCGCCGUCCACUAUCACCAUCGCGACAGCAAUCGUUCACCGAAGAGCACCUUCCACCACCACCACCCCCGCCGCCAACCAACGCCGAAAAUUUAUAUGCAAUCUCUCCAUUGCCAGAGUGCGAGUCGAGCGUUUGUCGCCUGCCGUCCAAGACCAACAUGGUCCACGAGUACGGCACAAUGCCACAGCCUCCUUCGGCCACCCUGUCGGAAUCUGCUCGGGUCCAGUCAUCGUCGAAGGGGCAGGCGCAGAGGAAGCUCGGCAAGGAAGACGGAGCGGACGGCGGCAAAGGCAAGGCGGUGGCCGAGGGGGACAACAGCUACCCAGCGAGGUCGCGCAGGCGGCGGAGAGGAGGGAGCCCGCUGCCGCCGCGCGUUGUCACGUACUGGAGGCCGAAGCACAAACCGGGGGCAGCGGGAAGCGGGACGGCGGUGGAAGCGGCAGAGGUCAACGGGAAGGGGAGAAAGUGCGCUAUGGGUAAGGACAACACAGCUACUUCUGUCAUUCUGAACGCCUCCAACAGAUUCAGGUUGGUCUCCUCUCCCCUCUUUGACCUUCUCCUCUGA